Phyllopteryx taeniolatus (common seadragon) is the source of this 857-nucleotide messenger RNA. It is a transcript of the gene rpain, whose product is annotated as RPA interacting protein. Gene Ontology annotation, cellular component: nucleus; PML body. Bases 113 to 772 code for a protein of 219 amino acids. Gene Ontology annotation, biological process: protein import into nucleus. The transcript has 7 exons. The record is from RefSeq and is a predicted model, not a curated record. NCBI's taxonomy places the organism in Eukaryota, Metazoa, Chordata, Actinopteri, Syngnathiformes, Syngnathidae.
ACACAUUCACUUCCGGUUCACGGUGUGAUAACCGCUUCUGUUGAGUUUCUGCGGGAGUCUUCCGCUUUGUCCGUUCGUCAAGCUACUUUGCGUGCGUGCGGUGUGCCUAUAAAUGGAAUCUUUGCACAGACAUCGCUCGCUUUAUAAGGGAACCACCCCGCCAUGGAAAGAAGCAUACCGAAAGCGCUGUGUAGAGAGGCUCAAGGGCAGCCGGUCGAGGUUGCUUGACAGAUACCGCAAGAUGGGCCCCGCGAACGCCUUCCUCGUGCACGAGGUCAUGGAGGAGGAGUGGACCGCUCUGCGGGCUGAGGAUCGGAGAUUGCCGUCCCUACGGGGUCCCGAGGGCUUUGCGGAGAUGCGCACCGUUAUGAAGGACCCCGAUGAACUGGCAGUUUUGGACGAAAUCCAACAGGAGCUCCUAUCUUAUGAAAUGUCUAUUAUUGAAGAAUAUGAGAGAAACCAACAAAUUGAGCAGCAAUACAUAUCAUCUGUUGUGGAAGGGAUGGAAGAGGUUCGUGUUAUUUGUCCCAUGUGCCGCAUGCGCUACUUGAACAUCAACGGCCAUUUCAUCUCCUGCCCAUGUGGACUCUACAUAAAUACAAAGACGAACAUCGCCCCCGAUGUCCUGCAGCAUCUUCUGGAAUCCAGAGUUACGGAGCACAUGGAAGACUGCACUUACAAGCCUGUUUUUUCACUGGUGGCAAACGCAGACUCCUCUGCCAACCUGCUGAUAAGCUGCAAGGUUUGUGACUACCUCUCCAUCAUCCUAUGACUUGGAGCACCGUAAAUGGGGAAAAAAAAGUUGAUUUAUAUAAAUGUAAAUCUUUGUUGAAAUAAAGGAUACUUUUUAUAUUUAA